This is a messenger RNA of Siniperca chuatsi (mandarin fish), 1455 nucleotides long. RefSeq names its product transmembrane protein 150C (gene tmem150c). Lineage: Eukaryota; Metazoa; Chordata; Actinopteri; Centrarchiformes; Sinipercidae. The coding region runs from base 280 to 1026 and encodes 248 amino acids. The record is from RefSeq and is a predicted model, not a curated record. The transcript is spliced from 8 exons.
UUUUGAAGGACAGGCGCACAACCCGGAAGUCAUGUCCUUCCAGGAAAACGACGACGAGUUUAUACCUUUAGUAGUGUGCGUUAGAGCUGUUAACGAUUUACGAUCGAUCUGACAUUUAUUACCGACCAUAAAUACAGAGAAAGUAAAUGAGAACUUAAUAUUUACAGUCUCCACCUACAACUGAACCGCGGAGCGCUUGGACCUGUGACAGGUUACCCACAGGACGGACAGACAAACCAACACAUUUUCUUCUUCUUCUGUGGUGUCAGAGGAGACAAGAUGUGGAUUUGUAGCCCGUGGGCUCUUCUGCCUCCCAUCUACUCUGUGUUCACUGCUGUGGGACUAUGGGUGGUAUACUUUUUAGCUGUCCGUGAUGAGAUGAUAGCACCUCUGGGUUCAAAAUACAGGAAAAUAAAUGGAUCCUUUUAUCCUCCCUACAUUAGUAUUGCAGGCAACUCUCCACCAGCCAGCUGCAUCUUCAGCGAGGUCAUGAACUUGGCUGCGUUUGUGGGGCUCAUCAUUGCCGUCCUCAGAUACCUUCAGCUGAAACACAUAAUAGACAAAGUGUGGCUGAAUGUCGGUAGUCUGGUGAUUUUCUCUAUUGCCUGCUUUGGAAUGACACUUGUAGGAAACUUCCAGUUAUUCACUCAGAAGAUGAUCCACAACAUUGGCGCCUUCCUGGCAUUUGGACUGGGAAUGUUAUUCUGCUGGGCGCAGUCCUAUAUUACCCUGAGAGUUAACAUAAAGAAUGAGGGGAGGAAGGCUGCCAUCAUUCGUUUCCUGCUGUCUGGAUCCAUCACUGUCUGCAUGAUAGCCUACUUCUCCCUGAUGUCUCAGCGCCUCCACAUGCAAGCAGCUCAGUGCCAGUGGGCGCUGGUCAUGUUCUUCCUCAUCUUCCUCGGCACUUUUGCCAUCGAGUUUCGUCACAGCCGCUUUGACUUAGUGUGCACGGACGACUCUGAGCGUCCAUUAAGCCAGGGAGAGACUUUCUCUGAAGUGUCCAGGUACGUGCCGGACCAACUGUAGGGAUGUUACACUGUCUCACGUUUGAAGAUGCUCAGCUAUAACUGCACGAAACGACGCAUGGAUCGACAACGUACUUUAAGAUGAAUUUAUUCCAUCAGAGCAAGCUUGCAAAUGUUUUUGUUAAGCUGCUGUUACCAUUGAAGAUCACCACUAUAUGUUACGUAUUUUUUACCUACAAGCAUUUAAACAGUUUCUUAAAAGCUACACCAAAAAUCCUUUUCCUUUGUAUGCAAGUAUGCUUUGAUGAAUAGGUUUUGACAUUUUUGAACACCUAUUUUUAUACUAUUACAAACUUCGAGAUUAUUUUUGUAAAUUUUCAAAUGUUUUAGUUUGAGUCCAUGGCUGUUAUGACUUUAAUGCAAUUCUUAAAAUGCAAGUUUGCAUAGUAUGCUAUCAGUAUCAAUAAAAACACAGCAAAGUUUGUCUAAA